AUGGCAGAUGGAGACCUCCAGGUACUGCAGGAAGAGUUAGAUUCCUGCUUUGUACUACUGUUUGCAUGUCAGCUCCCAAAUUCAUCAGAAUCAUAUCAGGCUUCCUACAUCUACCUGUCUCUGGGCUUCUAUUUCAACCACAAUGGUGUGACUCUGGAGGGCGUGGGCCACUUCUUCAGAGAAUUGGCCAAGAAGAAACUCAAGGGUGCUGAGUGUCUCUUAAAAUGUCAAAACCAGCAGGGUGUCCACAUUCUCUUAGAACAUGGUGAAGAUGAGUGGAGUAAAACUCAGGAUACCAUGGAAGCUGCCUUGGCCUUGGAGAAUAACCAGAAUCAGGAUUUUUUGGAUCUGCAUGACUUGGGUCCUACCUGCACAGACCCUCAUCUUUGUGACUUCCUGGAGAACCACUUCCUGGAUGAGGAGGUGAAACUCAUCAAGAAGAUGGGUGACCACCUGACUAACAUCCUCAGGCUGGGUGGAUAUCUCUUUGAAAGACUCACCUCAAGCAUGACUAAGAGCCUUUGGAGCCCAGAGGCCUUUGAGGGGCCCCUCUGCAUUUCCUUGCUGUCUGGCUUUUGCCUGAGGCUCUCCCUGAAACCACUAGGCAUCCUUUUAACCAUGUUGGAGCCCUCUCCCAUUCAUUGGACCAAAUGGAAACAAAGUUUUUUGCAGUUAAAAAAAAUGAGGUAUACAUUCUCUUAUCCUGACUUUACAGAUGAGAAAAUUGAGGCUCAGAGAUGUUAA
Messenger RNA from Phyllostomus discolor (pale spear-nosed bat), 744 nucleotides. RefSeq names its product ferritin light chain-like. The record is from RefSeq and is a predicted model, not a curated record. NCBI's taxonomy places the organism in Eukaryota, Metazoa, Chordata, Mammalia, Chiroptera, Phyllostomidae. Gene Ontology annotation, molecular function: ferrous iron binding; ferric iron binding. Gene Ontology annotation, biological process: iron ion transport; intracellular iron ion homeostasis. Gene Ontology annotation, cellular component: cytoplasm.